Molecule: messenger RNA, 720 nt
Organism: Penicillium odoratum
Lineage: Eukaryota; Fungi; Ascomycota; Eurotiomycetes; Eurotiales; Aspergillaceae
Exons: 2
Coding region: 1-720 (239 amino acids)
Source: RefSeq, a predicted model, not a curated record
AUGGCCGAUCAAGAUCCUCAAUCCCAAAACCCGGAGUCCGCAUCUACUCCUACCAAACAAAAGCGUUCCCCUCCUAAGCUAGGCAAAAAGUCUCCACCCAAGCAAGAACAAACCCCGCCUGCAUCAGAGCAAGAGCAAGAACAAGAACAAGAGAAAGACUCCAAGGAAGAAAGCACCGAGAACCAGGAAGAGCAGAAAGAAGACCCUGCACCUGAAUCUGAGCCUCACAAGCAAGAGCCCGAUUCAGAAGAAGAGGACGAUCAGCAAGAAGAAAAAUCUGCACCUGAACCUGAACCCGAAGCCGCCCCAGAACCUCAGCCAGAGCGUCGUCGACGUCGCCCUACACGCAAACAAGAAUCCGACGUCGAAUCCGUCCCACGUAACGAUAUGGACGCCCAACCGCAGCAGCGCCAGCGCACUCGUCGCACACGCCAGCCCCGCCAACAGCAACAAGAUGGCGGCCCACUCGGCGGCCUCCCCGGCGUAGGAGGUGUCGACCAAGCUGGCCAGCUAGUCCAGAAUACGGCAGGGAAUGCCCUGAAUGGCGUGACAGGGUCCGCAGGCAAGGCAGUUGGUGGAAUCCUUGGCGGAGGCCAGAAAGAAGAGAAAUCAGAUGGCAAGGAUGAGCAGCUGCGUCUGCGAUUGGAUCUUAAUCUGGAUAUUGAGAUCCAGCUCAAGGCAAAGAUUCACGGUGACUUAACCAUCGGAUUGUUCUCCUAG